This is a messenger RNA of Drosophila nasuta, 622 nucleotides long. RefSeq lists its product as uncharacterized. The record is from RefSeq and is a predicted model, not a curated record. NCBI's taxonomy places the organism in Eukaryota, Metazoa, Arthropoda, Insecta, Diptera, Drosophilidae. The coding region runs from base 1 to 390 and encodes 129 amino acids. The transcript is spliced from 2 exons.
AUGAAGACAUACACGCUUUUGUGCGUUCUAAUAUCGCUGACGCUGCUCAAAGCGGAGCCAAGUUGCAAUGAGAUCACUGAUCCUGACGAAUAUGAGAUAUGCAACCAACGACUUCGCGAUUGGAUCAACAUCAAGGACGAAUACUUUGCGCAAUGCUGUGAAGCUGUGAAUGGUCAACGAGAUUUGUGCGACAAAUGCGAAGAGGAGGCACAAAACAAUGCAACACAAUCACUAAAUGAAAUGGUAGCAGACAAUGAGUUAACGUUGGGUAAUAAAUGCAACACGGUCAAUGGCAAAUGUAUACCGAGAAAAAAUAACCCGAAUGAAUGCGGAUUAGUUGAUAAGUUUCAACUAAAAUUCUCAACAAAAGCGAACAAUGAAAGGAAGUGAGCUUUCGCUAAUUUUAGAUCUUAUCAAACGAAUUGAGCGACAUUUAAAAUAUUCAAAAUUAGAAACAAUUAAGAAAGCUACUCGACCGUGAGAUACCCGCAAAACCAUUUUUACUGAAAGUAAAACAGUGCGGUAUUAAUUUUAAAAUAUACAACAUUAAUGUACCGCAAAAAUACUAAAACUAUACCAAUAGAGUGUGCUCUACUGCGAAAUAUUCGCUAACCAUUUUCAA